GUGUUAAUCGCCUAAUGAGGGGUAUGAUGGUCAAUUCGCUAUCCAAUCUGUGAUCGCCCGGUGAAACCCUAGAGCCAUUAUAAACUUCGCAAAACCCUUCGAAGCUCUUCCAGUCUCUUGCAGCGCGAGGUAGUCGAAGUGGUCCACAAUGUCGAAGCGAGGUCGCGGAGGAUCGGCCGGAAACAAGUUCCGGAUGUCUCUGGGUCUUCCAGUGGCGGCGACUGUGAACUGUGCCGACAACACGGGGGCGAAGAAUCUCUACAUCAUAUCGGUGAAGGGAAUCAAGGGUCGUCUCAACCGUUUGCCCUCUGCUUGUGUUGGUGACAUGGUGAUGGCCACCGUCAAGAAAGGGAAGCCCGAUCUCAGGAAGAAGGUCAUGCCUGCUGUCAUCGUCAGGCAGCGCAAGCCGUGGCGCCGAAAGGAUGGUGUCUUCAUGUACUUUGAAGAUAAUGCUGGAGUUAUAGUGAACCCCAAGGGAGAAAUGAAAGGUUCAGCUAUAACUGGCCCAAUUGGAAAGGAGUGUGCAGAUCUAUGGCCUAGGAUUGCUAGUGCUGCUAAUGCGAUCGUUUAAGAGUCUAGAUCCCCAGCUUAAAUCUGCCAAAAAGAUCUAAAUGACAGUAUCAAAUUUUGUUUCGUUCAAUCAGAACCCUAACUGCAGCGUUCUGAUUUGCUUGUAUACUUUUGAUUUGGUUAUUUCUAGAUUUUUAUUUGGUUGUCUUGA
Macadamia integrifolia is the source of this 721-nucleotide messenger RNA. Its product is annotated as 60S ribosomal protein L23. The transcript has 4 exons. Bases 149 to 571 code for a protein of 140 amino acids. Gene Ontology annotation, biological process: translation. Lineage: Eukaryota; Viridiplantae; Streptophyta; Magnoliopsida; Proteales; Proteaceae. The record is from RefSeq and is a predicted model, not a curated record. Gene Ontology annotation, molecular function: large ribosomal subunit rRNA binding; structural constituent of ribosome. Gene Ontology annotation, cellular component: ribosome; cytosolic large ribosomal subunit.